AUGGUAGAAGACGCCUGCCCAGUCGACCACAAGACCCGCGACGCCUGGCUCGCCCAAGCCCGCGCAGCCGAAGCUUCCAAGAACCAGCAGCUCCCAACCUCAACCCCAACCUCACAACCUCAAGCAUCCAAAUGCCCCGUCGACCACUCCUCCACGAAACCCUCCGCCUCAUGGACCCAAACAAUCUCCUCCUACAUCUGGUCCACCCCCUCCCCCGAACCGCCGUCAAACCUCCCCGCAACCCACCCCGCGAUACCCUCAACCUCAAGACAAUCAUCAACCCUCGAAACCUCCCGCGUAACCUCCUCCAUCCCCCGCUCCUUCACCACAUUAGACGAAACAUGCCCCGUCGACCACGGCGCAUCCGCCAAUCCUCCCACCCCCUCCAACGCCGAAGUCGAGUCUGGCGCCGACGCCGCCUCGGGCAACUGGGUCUACCCCUCCGAGAAGAUGUUCUUCGAGGCCAUGAAGCGCAAGGGCUACGACGCGCGCGAGGUCGACAUGAAGACCGUCGUGCCCAUCCACAACGCCGUCAACGAGCGCGCCUGGCAGCAGAUUAAGGAGUGGGAGGCGCCCUAUCUGGCUGGCUCAAAAUGCUCCGGCCCCAAACUCGCCUCCUUCGCCAACAAAAGCACCCGCAUGACCCCGACCGCCCGCAUCAACACCAUCCUCGGCUACACCGCGCCCUUUGACCGCCACGACUGGGUCAUCGACCGCUGCGGCGUCCGCGUCGACUACGUGAUUGACUUUUACGCCGGCCGGCCCGGCGGCUCGGCGGCAGGGCCGAGCUUCUACCUCGACGUCCGGCCGAAGCUGAAUACCAUGGAGGGCGUCAAGAUGAGGGUGAUGCGGUGGACGGGGUUGGCGUGA
Trichoderma citrinoviride is the source of this 870-nucleotide messenger RNA. RefSeq names its product cytochrome C1 heme lyase. The transcript is spliced from 2 exons. NCBI's taxonomy places the organism in Eukaryota, Fungi, Ascomycota, Sordariomycetes, Hypocreales, Hypocreaceae. Gene Ontology annotation, molecular function: holocytochrome-c synthase activity. The record is from RefSeq and is a predicted model, not a curated record. Gene Ontology annotation, cellular component: mitochondrion. Gene Ontology annotation, biological process: cytochrome c-heme linkage. The coding region runs from base 1 to 870 and encodes 289 amino acids.